GCCGCUCAAAAAUACAUACUCAAUCAUCCCGAAUCAAAUCAUCCGAUAACCAUACAGCCGUCACCAUGCAUCUCAGCACCACUCUUCUCCUAGCAAUCACAAGCUACAUAACCAGCGUCUGCGCCGCCGAUAACGAUGAAACCGUCGGUUCAUCAUCCAAACGAGGUCUCGUCUUCGUCCCCAAUUCCAAAUAUCCCAGCGACAACCAAGUCUGGGUACAGCCCGGCUCCGAUCUCUCAUGGUACUACAACUACGGCAUUGCCGCCUCCCCCGCCUACUCCAGCACAACGCAAGAAGAUUUCGAAUUCGUCCCCAUGCUCUGGGGUACCUCGACGACCUUCCUCACCGAUAUCAAAUCACUCGUGGCUACCGGUCGUAAUGUUACUCACGUUCUCACCUACAACGAACCUGACGGUACUUCCUCAACGGGCGGAUCAGCAAUCUCCCCCUCGGUCGCCGCUGCAAAUUGGAUCAGCCAGGUUGAGCCGCUGCGCGCAUUGGGUAUCAAGACUGGAGCGCCUGCUGUAACAGGUUCUCCGAGAGGAAUUACUUGGCUGAGUAAUUUUUUCAGCGCCUGUGCGACUGCGGGAACGAAUUGCACGGUGGAUUUUAUCCCGCUGCAUUGGUAUGGGAAUUUUGAAGGGUUAGCGAGUUUUAUUGGGGAGAUACGCGGGACCUACCCCAACACAUCCAUCUGGCUCACCGAAUACGCACUCAACGACCAGCCCCUCCCCACCACCCAAGAUUUCUUCAAUACCUCUGCAGAAUAUUUCGAUCGUCUCCCGUACGUCGAUCGCUACUCGUAUUUCGGAUCGUUCAGAUCUAGCGUGAGUAAUGUGGGAUAUAAUGCGACGAUGCUGGAUCAGGAUGGCCAGCUAACUGAUAUUGGGAGUUGGUAUUUGGGCGGGAAGGCUACGGGGAAUGUGCCGGAGAAGAGCGCUGCGGGGAGAGUGGGAGGGAUGGGGGUGUGUGCAGCGGGGAUUUUGGUCCUGCUUAUGGGGGGGUGGUUGUUGUGAGGGAGUGGGAGUUGAGGUUUGGUUGGGGGCGGGAUGAGGAAUUGGAAUUGGGAAUGGAAAUGGAGUUGUGCAUAUGAUACCUACCAUGUGCUAUAAUUUACACACUGGCGUUUUUCAACUAAUCAUACCAUAUAUAAAUUCACCACCCUUAGAAUGAUAUAUAGCAAGCGAGCAAGCAAACAGACAGACAGAAAGACAGGCAGACAGAAAGACAGAAAGACAGACAGACAGGUAGACAGACAGACAUAUAAAUAGAACGAUAGAGGACGAAAUUUCUCUCUCACAUAUAUAUAUCAUAGAAAUCCAAAAUCCAAAAUCCAAAAUUCA
Messenger RNA from Botrytis cinerea B05.10, 1343 nucleotides. RefSeq lists its product as hypothetical. The transcript is spliced from 2 exons. Bases 66 to 1016 code for a protein of 316 amino acids. Gene Ontology annotation, cellular component: fungal-type cell wall. Lineage: Eukaryota; Fungi; Ascomycota; Leotiomycetes; Helotiales; Sclerotiniaceae. The record is from RefSeq and is a predicted model, not a curated record. Gene Ontology annotation, biological process: fungal-type cell wall polysaccharide metabolic process.